Molecule: messenger RNA, 1936 nt
Organism: Paramecium sonneborni
Lineage: Eukaryota; Ciliophora; Oligohymenophorea; Peniculida; Parameciidae
Source: the annotation of a GenBank genome assembly
AUUAUAAUAAAAUGCAAGAACUGAAAUCUCCAAAGUUGUUAAAUAAUCUAGUCUCAAAUGUUUAGAAGAAACAAAACCCUAUUCCUCCUUCGACAGACAUAAAUAUCCUUCAGUAAAUUUUAGAUUAAGUUUAACCUGUAGAGAUUAUACACAAUAAUGAUGAUGGUUAAGGAUGUAAAGUUAAUAUUAAUUAUGAUAGAGGCCAAUCAAAAAAGGAACAACAAAGCACUUAGAAUUAAUGAAGACUAAGCAGAAUAAUAGUUAAUUGACUUUAUUCAAUUAGGUAUAUCAGACUUUGAAGCCAACCAAUAUUCCUAAUGUGUAUAUCACUUAAAAUAAGCAGAAUAAAUACUAACUGCCAUUUCUUAUUCUAAUCCAUUAAUUCAUUAUUUUUUAAUGAUUAGAAUAGAUUUGGGUGUAGUAUUUUAUGCUAUAGGAUGGUUAGAAUAAGCAUUUACCUGUUUUGAAGAUGCUAUUUUAGCUUUAAAAAAAACUCCCAGAACAGAUUAAGAAGGGUAUCUCCUUUCAAUGAUACGUCUAAAUUGUUAUUUAUAAUGUUGUAUCAUCCUUUCAGAGAGUGGCUAACAUACUGAAGCAUUAGCAUUUGCUAAAAUGGCAAUAAGAAAAUCUUCAAAAAUAUUAAUUGAUCUUCAAAAAUACUUACAGAGUUAAAUACACUAACAAGUAAUUGAAGAGAUACUUAAAAAGAGCAUCCCUAUUUUAAAACCAAAACAUUAAAAUAUAGUUUAGAGUUAUUAAAUUUAAACUACUCAAACAACUUAAGAAGUACAAUGAUUAGUAUUAAAGAGUUACGAUUUAGUGUAUUCUGGAUGUCCAUAAGCAUACAUUCAUCGAGCCAACAUAUUGUUCUUCAUUUAGAUGAAUCCAGUUAAUCUUAGUAAUUUUAUACAUGUAUUGGACUUUCCUACUAAUCAAUAAUAUUUACAUAUGAUAUGCUUAUUUGUUAUUUCAUUGUAUUGCACUUCAACAGAGUCUAAGUUUGUUUCAAAAAAUGAUUCUUUUUGUUUCAGUGAGGCUGAAAAUUAUUUAUCUAGAGCUCUUGAAAUUGCAUACUUAUAUUUACCAAAAGAUUUACCCUUAAUUAAUUAAUUACUCAAUGUUCAUAAUAGAUUUUAUGACAUUUCUAAAUAAGUAUCAAUAUUCUAUCUAUUCAAAGGCUAUUGAUGAAGAUGCUAAAAUGAAAAUGGAUUCAGGCAAUUUUGAAAUUGUUUUACUUAAACCAGUCAUUGAAUCACAAAAAUGUGGUUUUGUUAUUCCAAUCAUUAGAAAAUGUAAUUUAUCCAUUUCUAAUCUUAAGCUAAAUAUGUUGGAAUGAAAAGCAGAACUCGAUCUAUGAAAGAAUAAUAAUUUUCUAAUACUAAAAAUGCCAAUUUUAGUAUUGAACCAGAGUAUUAGAUUUAUGAAACUUCAAAUAAAACACAUAAAAGGAAAUUAAGAUCUAUUUCAACCACUAAUAAAUAUAAACCUAAUUCUCCUAAAUGGGUUAAUCACUAAUUAGCAGAAGUAUAUUUAAAUUAGUAAUAUCCUUUUAAAUCUAUUUAAAUUAGAAAAUAAUAACAAAAAUAUACUAAUAAAACUUUUGAAUUGGGUUCUGGAAAAAACACAGGAAAUCAAUAUGGAAAAUUAAAUCGAUCAGAAAAUCAAAUUAAAAAGAAAUAAUUAAACAUUUAACUCUUGAUUACCAAUAAUGUUAAUCAAACAAAUUCUACACAAAAUUCUAAUAGUGGAUAACCUAUUUAAAUUGCCAAUUCAACAUAACAACAGUUAUUUAAAAGAAAAAGAAACAAUUAAUCUUUUAAUUUUGAUUAAAUAACUACCAAGAGCCCAGUCAAUCUAUUUGUAUAAAAAUAAAGAGAUGACAAAAAGAUUUCCACGAUGUAAUAGAAAAUUAAAUCUGUAGUAAAACAAUGUUGAC